AUGGCACGUUCAUCCGCAGACGGACUGAAAUACCUGUCCAACGCUCUCGCAACACCCGAACAACUAUCCAACUCAUCGUCAGCUAUUGAUGGCAUUGCUCCAGAGUUAGAAGCAUCUAUUCGAUUUGCCGGCACUCAACUCACCCAAGCUGCUGGGGUAUUGCUCCGAUUGUCGCAAGAUAUCAUUGCGCAGGCCAUUGUGACGUUUACCAGGUUCUGGAUAGGUGCUGAAGGUGGGAGUCUUCGAAUUUACUCUGUCAAGGAUGUCUCUGCUGCAGCUUUAUAUAUGACGGCUAAGCUAUCCUUCCAGCCUACAUCACCACGAUCGGUAUUGAAUGUCUACAACCUCCUCGUAUCGAAGGACGCAUCUCCUUUGUGGUUCAUCAACCCGAAGGGGGUGUCAGAGCAGCCCCCCCUUGAGACAUACUGCCUAUCCGAGGGGGGUUACCAGAGCCAGCGAAUGGUGCUGCUUCGAACCGAGUCGAUAAUUUUGCGCACGCUGGGAUUCAAUACCCAUGUUGCCCUACCCCAUACUAUCGCGUUAACCUAUCUUCAAACCCUCGGUAUAUCAUCUUCUGCUGUUGCGCAAAGGGUGUUCGAGCAUCUGAACGCAGCUCUUCUAUCACCACAACUGUUAUAUGUGACACACCAACCCAACGCCCUUGCUGUUUCUUCUAUAUACUUGGCCGCACGAGAAGUCGGGGUAAAGUUGGUUGAUGGUGAGUGGUGGGAAGUAUUUGAUGUGGAUCGGGAAGAACUUGGAUUCCUAGUGGUAGGUAUGAGAAGUAUGGAGGGUUUCGCGCGGGCAGAAAUGGAGAAAUGGAAGGGCCGGGCGGUACCUAUGAUUGUGGACGAAGUUGAGGCAGAGGUUGAGAGGAGAAGAAUGAUGGCAGAAGGCGACAUCUCCCUUCCUUUCUUUCUCCUCUCCUCCUCGCAUAAAAAUACAACUGUUACUAUGAAUAUUCUCCAUUCCACACUCUCCACUUGGAGAGACCGUCUUGCCCCAGUGUCCCGCACCUCCACCUUUCGCAAUACCGGUCAGAUCACUCCCGAGGAAUUCGUUCUCGCAGGCGACUACCUUGUCUACAAAUUCCCAUCGUGGUCAUGGGCCGACGCUUCUAGCCCUGCAAAGCGCGUUUCCUACCUGCCCCCCGGCAAACAGUUUCUCGUCACCCGAGGCGUCCCCUGUCACCGCCGACUGAACGACAACUUCGCUGGCGAUGCGGGUCACGAUGAUGAGCUUGUGAGGGACAUGCUGUCUGGGGGAAUAGGCGGGAAUGAUGAUGACGGAUGGCUACGAACUGGCGGAGGCCAAGAUUCUGCGGACCGACAAGAGAAUAGGAUAAAGGAUGUACGAACAGUGGAUGAGUCGGGGAACAUGGGAGAACGAGAGGAAGAAGAGGACGAAAUACCCGAUAUGGAGGAUGAGGAUGAUGACGAAGAAGCUAUUAUCAGAGAACCGACAUCCAGUACCACGCAGCCUACGCGCACUUACAAUCUCUACAUCACAUACUCCAACUUCUAUCGUACACCACGUCUCUACAUGUCCGGUUACCUCUCACAAUCUGAACCCCUCCCCCCACACCUGAUGAUGGAGGAUGUUGUGGGUGACUAUAAGGAUAAAACCGUUACCCUCGAAGACUUCCCAUGGUACGAUGGCAACGUCAAAAUGGCCAGCGUACACCCAUGCCGACACGCUUCGGUGAUGAAGACACUCCUCGACCGUGCAGAUGCAGCGCUGAAACUCCGCCGCGAAAAGCUGAAGAAAGCUCAGUUGGACCCAUCCAAGGUUCCUUCGGCCGGCGAAAGCGGUCUGGAGGGGUUAGUCGAUGACAUCAAGGCACUCUCCCUGAGUGAUCAACAACAGCAGGGCAGUGAUAAGAGCGGCGGAGAUGAGUGGGAGGUUUUACAGCACCAUGAAGAAGAACAGGUUGCCAUCAGGGUGGAUCAGUAUUUGGUUGUUUUCCUAAAGUUCAUUGCUAGUGUGACACCAGGGAUUGAACACGAUUUCACGAUGGGAGUAUGA
Aspergillus pseudonomiae is the source of this 2025-nucleotide messenger RNA. Its product is annotated as autophagocytosis associated protein. The record is from RefSeq and is a predicted model, not a curated record. The transcript has 5 exons. Gene Ontology annotation, molecular function: Atg8-family ligase activity. Gene Ontology annotation, cellular component: cytosol; cytoplasmic ubiquitin ligase complex. NCBI's taxonomy places the organism in Eukaryota, Fungi, Ascomycota, Eurotiomycetes, Eurotiales, Aspergillaceae. Gene Ontology annotation, biological process: autophagy of mitochondrion; autophagosome assembly; nucleophagy. The coding region runs from base 1 to 2025 and encodes 674 amino acids.